UGCAUGUCGUGUCGUCAAAAUUUUGUCGCACAUUUUGAUAUAUAUGUCUUGGAAAGCAUAAAUUAAUGUCAUAUUUUAUUCAAUAUACACAAUAUGAAGUUUUUAAUUUGUCUUACACUUGUGAUUUGCGGAGCUUGUGGUGUCCUCUCUGCACCCGAUUCGAUUCAAGAUACUUUAAAUGAAUUGGUCGCUGCAGUAUCUUCUACUGCAGCACCUUCUACCGCUGCCUCUUCUACUGCAGCAUCCGAUCCGAUUCAAGAUGCUUUAAAUGGAUUGAAUCAGCUCUCUGCACCCGAUUCGUAUGAAGAUGCUUCAAAAGAUUUGAAUGAUUUGAUCGCUGCAGCAUCUUCUACUGCAGCACCUUCUACCGCUGCCUCUUCUACUGCAGCACCUUCUACCGCUGCCUCUUCUACUGCAGCACCCGAUCCGAUUCAAGAUGCUUUAAAUGGAUUGACUCAGCUUGGAAAAGAUUUGGUAAAAAACAUUAUGGACGCAACCAACGGUCUAUGGCAGUCAAUGGCAGUCAAUGGCUCAAAUAGUCUGAUUGGAUCAGAAGCUGGUAGUGGACUUUUAACUCCUAUUCUUUACUUGAUAUCUAGCACAGUACAAAUUGUCAUUAAUGGUUUUUCAAAGCCAAUUUUUGAUGCAAUCAAUAAUUUAGUACGCAGUGUUACAAAAAAUGUAACUGAUAAAGUCACUAAAAUUUCAAAUUUAACAUCUUGUGCAAAUAUUAAUAAUUCAACUCUCAAUAUUGAAGAGCCAAUACAAAAUUUAUUAGAGUGUGCAAAAAAUUCACUUGAUCAAGCAAUUCAACCUGUAAAUCAAGGUGUGCAAAUAAUUAAUCAAAUUGGAAAAGCAGUAUCUGAAGACAUCGCUAAUGCAUUAAAGUGUGCUUCAACUCCAAUUUUCAUUUUUCCAAAUGUACUAUGUUUCGCCAAUUCUGGUCUCCAAACAGUUUUACAUGUUUUUUCCACUGCUGGCAGCAUUUUUAGCUUAGGUGCAACCAUAGUCAACAAUGUAUUGACUAUUAUCCCAAACAAUAUUCAAUGUACCAAUACCCAAAUCAAUAAUUUGGCUCAAAGUAUCUUCAAAGCUGGCGGUAAUGUCGGUCAAUGUUUAUCAUAAUAAAAUUUUGUUUUG
Molecule: messenger RNA, 1140 nt
Organism: Chrysoperla carnea
Lineage: Eukaryota; Metazoa; Arthropoda; Insecta; Neuroptera; Chrysopidae
Exons: 11
Coding region: 94-1125 (343 amino acids)
Source: RefSeq, a predicted model, not a curated record